AUGUAUCGAUCACACGUGUUAAGGCUGUUUUUUACAAAUUAUAGAAUUUUGUGUUCCCUAGUUUUUUUUAUUUUGUGUCCAAUAACAGAAUCGUUUAAUGUUGACACUGUGAAUUAUGUGAGCUAUUCUGGACCAGAUAAAUCUAUGUUUGGAUAUUCUGUCGCAUUGCACAAGGAAUAUGGGGUACCUUCGGCUUUGGUGGGAGCUCCGCAGGCGGAUGCUCAUCAACCUGGAGUGAUAAGAGGAGGCGCUGUCUACAGUUGCGAUGUUCGAAUCGAUAAUCAAUGCCAAAUUGUACCAUUCGACCGAUAUGGAAACAAAAAUACGUCACGAGGCGAACAGAUGGACCAAAAGUCUGAUCAAUGGUUUGGAGCAACUUUGAGCAGUGUUGGAGUAAAUGGACCAGUUGUGAUUAGAUUUAGUGCAAUGUAUCGAUCACACGUGUUAAGGCUGUUUUUUACAAAUUAUAGAAUUUUGUGUUCCCUAGUUUUUUUUAUUUUGUGCCCAAUAACAGAAUCGUUUAAUGUUGACACUGUGAAUUAUGUGAGCUAUUCUGGACCAGAUAAAUCUAUGUUUGGAUAUUCUGUCGCAUUGCACAAGGAAUAUGGGGUACCUUCGGCUUUGGUGGGAGCUCCGCAGGCGGAUGCUCAUCAACCUGGAGUGAUAAGAGGAGGCGCUGUCUACAGUUGCGAUGUUCGAAUCGAUAAUCAAUGCCAAAUUGUACCAUUCGACCGAUAUGGAAAUAAAAAUACGUCACGAGGCGAACAAAUGGACCAAAAGUCUGAUCAAUGGUUUGGAGCAACCUUGAGCAGUGUUGGAGUAAAUGGACCAGUUGUGGCCUGUGCACCUAGAUAUGUCUUCAGAUCUAACACGAUAACCAGUACAAGAUCUAGUCAAGUCAACACAAGAUCUAAGGAAGAAAAGCGAGAUCCUGUUGGCACGUGCUACUUAGCCAAGAACAAUUUUACUGAAUUUGUUGAAUUUUCACCUUGCAGAACAAGUAAGGCUUUAGUGGGAGCUCCGCAGGCGGAUGCUCAUCAACCUGGAGUGAUACGAGGAGGCGCUGUCUACAGUUGCGAUGUUCGAAUCGAUAAUCAAUGCCAAAUUGUACCAUUCGACCGAUAUGGAAAUAAAAAUACGUCACGAGGCGAACAGAUGGACCAAAAGUCUGAUCAAUGGUUUGGAGCAACCUUGAGCAGUGUUGGAGUAAAUGGACCAGUUGUGGCCUGUGCGCCUAGAUAUGUCUUCAGAUCUAACACGAUAACCAGUACAAGAUCUAGUCAAGUCAACACAAGAUCUAAGGAAGAAAAGCGAGAUCCUGUUGGCACGUGCUACUUAGCCAAGAACAAUUUUACUGAAUUUGUUGAAUUUUCACCUUGCAGAACAACUAACUGGGGUUAUCACAGACAAGGAUACUGUCAGGCUGGUUUUGGAGCCGCCUUAUCUAAGGAUGGAGAACGUGUUUUUAUCGGCGCACCUGGAAGCUGGUAUUGGCAGGGUCAAGCCUACUCGGUGAAUUCGAAACUGAACUUUCCCUACAGUGUGCCCAAAGAUAUCGAAUUCGGAUAUAUUGACGAGAGAGGCCAAGUCCAUGCAGAUUCGGUUGGCCAAAGUAAAAGAGUUGCCGCCACUGGACCCAGUGCGGCCACUGAUGAUAAUUCAUACCUGGGCUAUAGUAUGGCAGCAGGUGACUUUACUGGUAAAGGAGAGCAAGGAGUUGCUGUCGGCAUGCCAAAUGGUCAUGGAUUGGAGGGAAAAGUUGUUCUAUAUACAUCUAAUCUAGAAAACAUCAGGAACGUAACUGGUGACCAGUUGGGAGCCUAUUUUGGAUACGCGAUUUGCGUAUCUGACGUUGACGGAGAUGGCCUAGAUGAUUUGAUAGUUGGCGCUCCAAUGUACACCGAUUUUAAAAAUAAUAAAGGAGAGUUUGAAACUGGACAAAUCUACAUAUUUUAUCAGAAGACACAGAACCAAUUUAGUACCAUGGAAACUCGAGCUGAUGCUAAAGUAUCCAGAUCAAGAUUUGGUAUGGCUCUUGCCAGCUUAGGUGACAUCAAUUUGGAUAAAUAUGGAGACUUUGCAGUUGGUGCACCAUACGAUGGUCCACAUGGAAAAGGUGCUGUUUACAUAUAUCACGGAUCUAAUGCCGGUGUGCGAAAGAAGUAUUCGCAAGUGAUAUUUGCUGAAGAUGUGGAUCCUUAUGUAUCAACUUUUGGAUUUUCUUUAGCUGGAGGCGUCGAUAUCGAUGACAAUCAAUAUCCAGAUAUGAGUGUUGGUGCAUAUAAGACGAACAAAGCGUUUCUUUUCAAAUCACGGCCAGUGGUGGAUUUGGAUGCUAAAAUCAUGUUUGAGCAACUAUCAAAAGUUAUAAGUUUGGACGAAAGAAAUUGCUCAUUGAAAAAUGGUGUGAGAGUUCCUUGCGUUCGGAUGAAUUCCUGUCUUACUUAUAAUGGAAUCGGAGUUGUUAAUGGAUUACAGUUCGAUAUAUCAUAUGUCCUGGAUUCUAAAAAAUUACGAACACCUCGUAUGUACUUCUUGAACGAUGAAAGAAACAACAUUUUGAAUAAAACCGUAUAUCUAACCAAAGCCAAUAAGUUAUGUGAAGAUAUGAGUGUAUACAUAAUGGACAAUAUUCGAGAUAAAUUGACUCCUUUGGAAGUAGAAAUGCGUUAUAAUUUACAUGGCGCUAAAGAGUAUGGAAGUGGCAGUGUUUUAGCACGCCGAAGAAGAGAUGUUUUACCACCUGUACUAAAUCAUGAUAGAGGUUUAGUUCAACGUGAUUCUUUGAACAUCCAGAAGAAUUGUGGAUUUGAUAAUGUGUGCAUUCCUGAUUUGAGACUAAAUACCACAACCGUUAAAAAAUACCUUCUCGGUUCCAAGGAGAGAUUAGGAAUAGAAGUAGUUGUGCAAAAUCACGGCGAAGAUGCUUUUGAGUCUUCCUUCUACAUGCAGAUGCCACCAGGCGUAGACUUUAAGAAAAUCGAAAGGAUUGAUAAAUAUGAAAGAGAUAUUCCAAUCACUUGUUCUCCACCUAAGAUCUCUAACAACAAUACUUUAAUUUGCGACAUUGGAAAUCCACUACCGCAAAAUAAAUACGUGCACUUCAAUGUACUUCUGGAUCCUUACCACAAAGCUGGAAUGAAUGCAAGUUACGACUUUUACAUGCAUGCAAACAGCACCAACCCUGAGAAAAAUGAAACUCUGAUCAACAACCGAAUGGAAAAGUCAAUUCCGAUAUGGAUUCAGACAAAUCUCACUAUAUCUGGAACCUCGUUACCACCAGAAGUUCAUUAUAACAAUUCGUUGUAUACAGCUGAGAAUAUAUCCCAUGAAUCGGAAUUGGGACCGCAAGUAUCUCAUAUUUACAGUAUCCGUAAUGAUGGACCAUCUACAAUAGAAGAAGCAGAGAUAUUCCUUGUUUGGCCAACGAAAACUCUUGAUGGUGAAGAUCUAUUUUACAUGUUAGAACAACCCGAACUAUCAGGAAAUAUAUACUGUUCACCUAUGCAGGACGUGAAUUCCAUGGGACUGAUUUUAGACAAAAAGAAGAGCAUAUUGGAAAGCAGUGGAGUGGUGAUUCAAAAUUCUGAUAAAUCUCGAUUUUCUUUGGAAGUUCCUGAUCCGUUGGGCAUUGGAAGUCGUUUUGGCACACCUGCUGCCUCGGUUUCAGGUCCUGGCAUAGGCAAACCAGCUUGGGGUAGUGAUUUAAGUGAAGAGGAUCGUCGCAAAUUAGAGGAUUCAGCUUUUAGUGGUGAUGCAUCAUUGAUCCAUCUACAGAGAAAUAAGGACGCCCAAAAGCAAGAAGAGGAAGCUCGCAAACAAGGCCACGGAGUUUUAUCCUCAGGGCAUAUAUCUGGAGUACGGCCAUCUGGAUCUGCUUCAGGCGGUGCAGGAGUUUCGCAUAAGGAGCAUUACAGCAGUUUCUGGGGUAAAGAUCGUGUUAGGAAGUUUGAAAAACACGACGCUGUUAUUACAAAUUUGGAUUACGAUCGCCAAAUCGAAAUACAAAAUCUCGGCCGCUUCUUAGAUGCUGGUGCUAAAAUAAGCAAGGAAGAAUUUGACAAAAGACUUGAUGAAUAUACUACAAAUAAUAUUUAUAAAGAAGAAGAUCGUCGAUUCUUGAGUAUCUGGGAACCCAGACUUGAUCAGUACCUGUUGGAUGGUCGCAAUAUUAAUGAAGAUGAAUAUAGAAGAAGAAUUUCAGAAUACGCUGAUCGUCUUGCUCCAUUGCCAAAGUUAUCAUCUGAAUUAGAAUCUCAGUUGAACGAUUUGAAAAAUUACAUAAUGGAGGGAAGAGAAAUUGAUCAAGAAGAAUACCACAAGCGCAUAAAUGAGUAUACUAGUCGUUACCUUCCCACUGGAGUUACUGGUUCUCUAGAUAAUUGGCGCAAGGAUAUAGGUAAAUAUUUAGAAGAUGGACGCCUUAUAGGAAAAACUGAAUAUCAUAGGAGACUUUUAGAAUACAUAAUUCGAUUGCGAUCACCCCAAAAGUCAUACACUGAAAUUAAAAAACCGGCUUAUUUGAAUCAAAAUAUUGUAGCGUAUUUAGAGGAAGGGCGAAAAAUAAGCAAUGUAGAAUACCGCAAGAGGUUAAUCGAAUAUGCAGCACAUCUCAGAGCAAGUGGUCAGUUAAACAGACAAUUCGCUGGAACUAACAUAGGAACAUACCUUGAUGAAGGACGUAAAAUAAGCGAGGUAGAAUAUUACAGACGAUUACAAGAAUGUGCAGACCGUCAAAAUGUAGAUGUAACAACAACGAGACCCAUUUCACCUGGUACCAUUUCACCUGGAUCAGAAGGUACCGCCAUCGUCUCUAGAACUUAUACAAUUAACGGGCAAAGAGUUAGCAAAGAAGAAUACCAACGUUACAUGAACAAUCUUGUCGACAGAUUAAAAACGAGCGGCCGAUGGAAUGAGAGAUACGACGCAAAUUUUGCUACUCUUGGUGAUUAUUUGGAAGACGCUCGUCGAUAUGGUGAUGAUGAAUAUUAUCGUCGAGUGCAAACAUAUCUUUCUAGAAACCCAUCAGCAGUAACCACCCAUGGAACUUUACAACCUACUACUAUUUUGCAAAAUGUCACGACCUAUACAUUCAAUGGGCAGCAAGUAAGCGAAUCUGAGUUUAGGCGAAGACUAAAUGAAUAUGCCGAUCAGUUGCGAGCAAGCGGGCAAUGGGAUCAGAGAUAUGAUACUUAUCCUAAUUUAGGAGUUUACCUCGACGAAGGCCGCAGGAAAAGCGAGAGUGAGUAUUAUCGUAGAUUACAAGAAUUUGCAAAUCGUCAUGGAUCAACAUAUAGACAACAACAAUCAUUCACUUACUCUUAUAAUGGUAGAGAAAUUAGCAAAGAAGAAUACCAUAGAAUAUUAGAUCAAUAUGCAGAACAAUUACGAGCUAGUGGUCACUUGAGUCAAGCUUUUGAUUCACGACAUUCUAGCUUGGAACAGUACUUAGAAGAAGGAAGAAGGCAAAGUACGGAUGAAUACUACCGGAGACUGCAGGAAUUCAUUUCACGAUCAGGCGGUUCUAUUGGAGGUACAACUGUUGUACGUUUUUCUGAAAUUGACAUGAACGAUAUAGGGAAAUAUUUAGAUGAUGGCCAAAGAUUAGGAGUGGGCGAAUAUCACAAGAGACUUGAAGCAUAUGCUAGAAUGCUGGAAACUUCUGGUGAGUUGAACAAGCAGUUUGAUUCUAGUCAUCGUGACUUAAGGCAUUAUUUGCAAGAAGGCCGCAGAAUAAAUGAAGCUGAAUACUACCGCAGAUUACAUGAGUAUGCAAAUCAACAGCAAUCAAGAACUGACUCUGAAGUAAAUCAUAUAAGAGGAAUGACCUAUGACGAUCUCAGAAGAUAUAUCGAAGAAGGUAAGAGAAGUGGAGAACAUGAAUAUCACAAACGGUUAUCUACAUAUGCCCAUUUACUGCAAUCUCGAGGAGAAUAUAAUAAAGUAUUUGAUAGCAGUAAUUCACAUAUUGGGCAGUAUCUAGAAGAAGGAAGAUCUAUAAGUGAUGUUGAGUAUUAUAGAAGGCUAGAACAUAUAUUACGCCAACUGCAAGCGCAACCAGUCACACAAACAACCACUCCAAGAUAUAUAAGCAAUAUCGACAGUAGUGAUAUUGCUCGAUAUUUGAAUGAGGGCCGAAGAAUUGGUGCAGAAGAAUAUCAUAAACGUCUUGAAGAAUAUGCACGUAAAAUUCAAAGUAGUAGCAACGUCAACAGAAACUAUUUCGAAGAAGGACAAAGAAUGGGCCAAGAUGAAUAUUAUCGCAGAAUACAAGACUAUGCUAAUCAACAUCACGCAAAUGUCGAAUCCUCAUCCACUAGUCAUAUACAUAGAUUAGACAUGAAUAACAUUAACGUUUACCUCGAAGAAGGACGCAAGAUGGGCCAAAAAGAAUACCAUAGAAGACUUGCUGAAUAUGCUAGAGAACUUUAUUCCACUGGUGCUUUGUCUGGUAGCUAUGAUAACCAGCAUCCGAAUUUAGGACGAUACCUCGACGAUGGCCGCAGAAUAAGUGAUGAUGAGUAUUACCGCAGACUACAGAGUUAUGCAAAUAAGCAAACAUCUAACUCAGAAGCUACCAUACAACAUAUAACACAUAUAAAUAAUAAAGAUAUAUUGCACUAUUUUAAUGAAGGCGAACAACUUGGUUAUCAAGAGUAUCGUAAUCGCAUGAUGGAUUACGCUAACAAAAUCCAAGAAAGUGGUGAAUUAAAUCAUAAUGCUGAGAUUGCUAGAUACUUGGCCGAGGGCAAAAGAAUAGGAGAACAAGAAUACAUUCGCAGACUUAGAGAAUAUGCUAAACGUGUUUACUCAAGAUUUGAAACUGGCUCUUCGUCUAGCCAUUCACAGUCAACUCGCACUAAUGAUCAAUUUAUUACUUUUAUUAAUGAAGGGCGCAAGAUCAGUCAAGAAGAAUUUAGAAGGCGUCUUCAGGAAUACGAGCGAAGGCUCCAAGAAAGUAGUGAUUUAACCAGAAACGUUGCCAUGAGUCGGUACUUGGAAGAAGGGCGUUCAAUCAGCGAUGACGAAUUUUACCGAAGGUUGCAGGAAUAUGCUUCUAGACAACAAAACAAGGGAACACAUUCUGUACACCACAUAAGUGAAGAAGAAUACAGAAGAAGAUUAGAAGAGCAAUCUAGACAUUAUCAGUCGUCUAGCGAAUCAUCAGUUCAAGUAGGUAGAGAUUGGUCAACUGAAAUCACGAUCAAUCCGGAAUUGUUACAUUCAGGCGGUGCUGCUUCACGAUAUGGGAGUACAUAUAACAGAACUAUUCAUAGAGAUGGUGAAAUUAGUCAUGGAACAGUGAGAUACGGUUCGAGUGCUCACCAUUCUGAGGAAGAAAGGAGAAGGCACGAAGGUGUUGAUUUUAGGCACGAAUCAAGUUUUGGUACAUCUGGAGGUCAUGGUGGUUUCAGGACAUCCGCUAUAGAUCUGAGUGGUCAUGAUAGUCGACAUAGUUUCUCGCACAAAAGUUACGAGGAUAACGAUAGAGAUUUAGGUGCAGACGAAGACGAUUACGAUUAUAACGACUAUACUCCACACAGUAUUGGCGAAGGCAUAACGGCCGCAUAUGAGCACCCUUACGAAUCAUCAAGUCAUGCCCAUAGAGAACAUGAUAAAAAUAGAGACGGUCAUCAGAUCAAAUAUUACGAUCGAUUCAAAAGACAAACGGAAGAAUCCAUUGACUUCGAUAUUCAAAAUGCCAUUACAUGCAAUGCUACAAAAUGCGCAAUGAUGCGUUGCCUGGUUGGACCACUUCCAACAGAUGCAGAAACCUGGAUCUCCUUUAGAUCCAGGGUGAACGCACAAACUUUACGAAAGAUCGGUUCAAAUAGGAACGUAGUUCUAUCAUCUCUCAUGGUAGCUCAUGUUACAAAGUUACCAUCAAUAGGAGUUCCAAAAGUAUCAGAACUUAUAUCAAGGGAAGUAAAUACGACAGUUGCGCCCUCUGAUCCUUAUAUUAAACCUGAUAUUGUUCCACUAUGGGUUGUUGUUCUUUCGGCAGUAGCUGGGACGAUAAUUUUGCUUCUACUUAUCUAUUUAUUAUACAAGUGUGGCUUCUUCAAGAGAAAUAGGCCAUCCAGUUCUCCUGAAAGACAACCAUUAAACAGAAAUGGUAACUAUCAUGGAGAUGAACAAUUAUAACAAAUUGACGAGUCAAGAAGAACUACUGCCAUUAAACUAUAAGAAAUGUGAAAAUUGUUGAAAAGCAGUGACUUUUAUAAAAUAUCAACAACAAUUCUGUGUGCCAUAUGUGCCAAUAUAAACUUAUUUUUGUAUGUUUGUAUUUAAUAUUUAUUUAAAAAUUUAGCGACACGAAAAAAUAAGAAGCAAUAUUAUUGAUCUAAUAAACAGGCUGCUUAAAAAUACCUCUAACUACAUUAGUGAUUAAAUUAUAAAUUAGCAAUUGCGAAAGCUUUUUAUAAUACUAACAAAGAUAUUAAUGUGGCAGCUGAAGUAAAUGAUACAUCUGGUAGCUAAUAUACUGUGAUGAAUAUUUUUGCUUAUUACAAAUGUUAUUAAAUUGUAUAUUAUUAUUAUGAGUACCAAUUUGUAAAUAGGAAAUAUCUUUAUUCA
Molecule: messenger RNA, 8577 nt
Organism: Ctenocephalides felis (cat flea)
Lineage: Eukaryota; Metazoa; Arthropoda; Insecta; Siphonaptera; Pulicidae
Exons: 33
Coding region: 1-8145 (2714 amino acids)
Biological process (GO): cell-matrix adhesion; cell adhesion mediated by integrin; integrin-mediated signaling pathway
Cellular component (GO): external side of plasma membrane; integrin complex
Molecular function (GO): integrin binding
Source: RefSeq, a predicted model, not a curated record